GGCAGUAGAGCUCUGGUAUUCCGUUUAUUGUGUUGUAGGGCGUGGUUCUGUGCUAUGUAACAUGUCGUAUUCUUUCUUACGUGUUUAGAUCCGGUCUAGAUUCGCACUGCUGAGUCUAAGAGGAGUCUGCUAUCAUUCGUAUUUGAUUGUAUUUUAUAUUGGAAAAGGAUGGGUUCACACAAGUACUAUCCUGUGCAGUGCACACCAACACUUUACCCUGCGGAACCAUUUGAUCCAACUGCAGAUGCAGAAAUAUUGCGAGCAGCAAUGAAAGGUCUUGGAACUGAUGAGCAAACAAUAAUUGAUAUUAUUGCAAAGAGGGGAAUUGUUCAGAGAUUGGAGAUUGCUGAGACAUUCAAGACUUUGUAUGGAAAGGAUUUAAUUCAUGAAUUGAAAGGUGAGUUGGGUGGACACUUUGAAGAUGCUGUUGUUGCACUGAUGACCUCAUUACCAGAUUUAUAUGCAAAAGAAUUACAUCAUGCCAUCAGCGGGAUUGGCACUGAUGAGGAAGCUAUUGUGGAAAUUUUGUGCUCGCUAAGCAAUUAUGGGAUUCGCACCAUAACAGCUGUGUAUGAGAAGUUGUAUGAAAGCCCCCUGGAGAGUGACUUGGUAGGUGACACAUCUGGUCACUUCAAAAGAUUGCUUGUCUCUCUUCUUACAGCUAGUAGAGAUGAAAGUGGGGAUGUUGAUGCUGGUGCAGCAGUGGCUGAUGCUGAAUCUCUUCUGGCAGCAGGUGAAAUGCAGUGGGGUACAGAUGAGUCUGCUUUCAAUGCCAUUUUGGUUUCCCGAAGUUAUACGCAGUUGCGCCGUGUGUUCCGCGAGUAUGAGAAACUUGCAGGUCAUGACAUCGAAGCAGCUAUUAAACGUGAAUUUGCAGGCAGUUUGGAAGAUGGAUAUUUGUCCAUAGUGAAAUGUGUCAAGGAUAAGACUGCAUAUUUUGCUGAGAGGCUCCAUGAUGCUAUGGCUGGAAUGGGAACAAAGGACCGAACAUUGAUCCGUAUCAUUGUUACCCGUUCUGAGAUUGACUUGGGUGAUAUCAAAGAAGAAUAUGAGAAAAUAUAUGAAAAGAGCUUGGCAGAUCGUAUUCAGGAGGAUUGUUCUGGAGAUUUCAAGAGACUGUUACUAGCUUUGUUGGGCUAACUGAAAGGAUGUGACGGUACCCACAGCAGUAGUGACAGUCACAGAACCAAUUAUACACACAUUUGUGUGUUGUAGUUGCAGUCUGUGAUUAUCCAUAUAGAUCUGAUAUUAGGUGCUAUGUGCGAUAUGAUGGUAGGAAUUCUGAUAUAAAAUGUGCUCUACUAUAGUUGAAAGUUGAUGCAAACCAUCACCGCUAAUUAUACACAUAUAUGUGUUGUAGUUGCAAAUUACAAUUAUCUGAUAUUAGGUGCUGUGUGCACUGUGAUGUUAUUAGUCUGCUUUUAUGUAGUUCAUACAUCAAAUGCUAGGAGUAAGAGGUUUGUUUUCUUUCUUGAACCUCGACAAAUACACCAGCCUAUACUGAUGCUUGUCCUCCACUAUCAGCUAUAUGUAAUGAAAAUAAUAACAGCAGAAUUGAGAAAUAAAACAUACUGGAGAAAGAAGCUGGAAAUCAUGGUUGAAUAAUUCUAAAUUUAAUUUGCCUGUCCAAGUUUCUGGAACUGGAAAAUUUCUUACCAGUAUAUGCUGAGAAAUAAACUUGAAAUGAUACUGAUUCCCAAAUAUGGUAUAUGUGUAUGGGACUUCAUAAUGCUGUGUUUAGCAGGUUUAAUGUCAAGUCAUUUAAAAGAACAGCCAGAGUAAAACUGGUUUCUAUAAAAUAAGCCUUAAAUUACAAUAAUGGUUUAAUAUGUAAAAUUAUUACAAAUUGACUCAUCUUAGGAUAUUGUUAUUGUUAUGUAUAUGUCCUUUUUGAGAAUGUUUAGCUGUUGCUUAUUAUAAAAAUGGUGGUUUUUGUAUUGCAUGUUUAAUAUAUCUUUGAUAUCAGUUAUUUAUAUUUCAUGUUACUUUAUAAAUGAAGAUAUGAAUCUUAAGUUUAUUCUGUUUACUGUUUGUUUUCCUUUGCUUUGUUGUGAAACUGCUACUGCUGCAGUUCAUAUCCAAGCUAAAUGAAAUUUCCUGUUUGUUCCUUCGCUUAGAUUUCUUUCCUACGUUGCUAGUCCAUUACUGAUUACACAGAUGGUAUCACUUGUCAUUCCACUCACAUGUUUGAUACUGUGCUAGAGAUUACUGGUUACUCCAUCUUCAUAAUUUUCUCUCAUAUUAAUAAUAAAAACUUGAAAUUAAACAUUAUUAAGUUAGGAAUGGUAAUUUUUUUCCUGAAAACCAAUAAAUUUGAUAAUAACUGGAAAUUCCAUUUAAGCAUGUAAGCUGCAGCCUGCUUUUUACAUCUAUAUAGUCAGUCUGGCCUGCCUCAAGGUAAGAAAAAGAAAUUAUUAAAGAUCAUAUUUCCAAGUUGGAUACUUGGUUCCAUAUUGCAAGAGGUUCUGUCAAAAUGUGUAAUACUGUAGCAAAAUUUAGGUUUACUCUGUCAGGUAUAUUCACAGGUUACAUUUUGCCAGGAUGUGCUAAUUAGUUUUUGUCUUAUCCAUUUAAUAUUCUGUUUUUGCUGUUUAUUGCUUUAGAUAGGAUCUGUGAUAUAUUGAUCAUAGUUAUACAUGUGUUUAAAUUUUCUCUGCUCUUGUCAAUUACAAAUGAAUGUGAAGAAAUCUUCUGAUAAUCAUUCAGUUUGUUGAAAUAGAACCAGUUAUGUACAGCCCUUUAAAAAAGUGCUUGAGGCAGCAACCUGUCAAAGCUGUGAAUGUUAAACUGCAGUAACUACAAGUAAUAUUAAUGUGGUAAAAUAAAAUAUGUGAUGUUUUAAUCAUACAUUCAAAAUGUUUGGUGUCAUUUUUAUCUUAGUUCUUGUGUGUAGGUUUUCAUAGCUGAAAUUCAGUGUAUAAUGUCAGGUGAGAGCUGAAGUUAUACAUUUUUAUCUUGAUGUUUAACAAUAGUAGUGCAAUUAAGAAGGAAUAGAUAGUAACUUAUUCUUGAACAAUCUUCGAUGACUGCUUUUGUCACAUGAAAAGGUCCAUAUGGUAUUACAAGUUUGACAGAACCUUGUAUUUAAGGGAAAUUUCUUUUCAUGAAUUUCUCAGUGUUUCAUCUGAAAUUUUUAUAAAAGUUAAAUGAAUCUCAUAUUUUAUUUUACAAAUAUACCUUAUAGAUCAUGCAUAUAUUUUAUAGUAAAAUGUAUUUACUCGUUAAUGUCUAACUUUUUACAUUUACGUGGACACAAGUUUAUAGCAUUCAGUGUAGAUUGUUUAGUUUAACCUAGGGACUCAAUUAGGUGGAGGUGAUCUGUUUCAUUCUUCACAUUGGGUAGUAAACUGGACAUGGUACUUGGGUUAACUUCAAGUGCCAUAGCAUUAAAUUGUUUGUUUCACAUAAGUUUCAGAAAUGUUAUCAUUAAGAAAGAUACAAGAUUAACUUAUUAAUUUUAAAUUAUGAAAUUUUGGAUUGGGUCAUAAAGGAAACGAAUGCAUGUCUUGCCUUCAUUAAUGCUUAAGACAUGCUUGCAAAAUACACUUUAUGAAAGUGCCUUCUGUUUUUGUUGCCUAUGCAAGUACAGAUAGGGGCCUUGAAAGAAUUUUAAAAUUUGUAUACUGAAGUGUUAAUUCCCAUUAGCCAGCUAAUUGUUGCAUUUUUAUUUAUCAACUGGUAUAAAAAGACAAGUAUGAGGCUAGAAAUUAGUAUAAAAUUUCAACAAUAGUAAUACACCUACGUACAUAGUCAUGUAACCUGACAACAUUUAUCUUUUGUCAUCUUCCAUAUGCAUCGGGAUGCAGACAAGAACUAUAUUCUUCCUAUGUAAGCCCAGCACUUGUGAUAGCAUACCUGCAACAACUGUGUUGGGCAGUUUUCCAGAGCUGUUUUAUAUAUUAAAACAUCUUCCAAACUAUGUUUUGUCAACCUUUAUGUUACAUUUGUUGAAAACCUUAAAAAUUAAGAAAAUAUUCUUAAGUGCAUUUAAGCUUUUACAUAAUGAUGUAUUAAUUUUUAAAAGAUAAUUCUCAAUGUUCAUAAUGACAGCAGUAAUAAAUCAUGCUUUUUGCAUGUAAUGGCAUUCAGGUAAAAAAAAAAAAAGUUGAGUUUAAGACAUAUGAAGUAGAGUACUAUUUAAUUUAUGUAUGUAAUUUUUGCUUGUACAACAUUGAUUAUUAAACAUUCCAGUAUUAUGGGUUCAGCAACGAUAUAUACAUACAGUAAAACCUCUGACAAUGAUUUAUAUAGCACAGAAUUAUAGGUCUUCACAUAAUGUUUUUUUAAUAACAAAAGCAUAAAAUUAGCAUGCUGAAUUCUAUUACAACUUUGAUUGAUUCAGAUGUUACAAUUAUUACCUCAUCAUACUUCGUGAUAACUAGGUGUAUGCGCACAUGCACAUGUAUAUUGUGUUUUUCACUAAUUCAAAGAUGGAAUGGGUAGUAGGGGCACUGAAUUCCAGAGCCUAACAUUGCAUUAUAUAAAAUGAAUUAAAAAUGUAUUGGAGGAAUGUCUAUCCCUUUUCUGCACUUUCAGUAUUAGUUGUAUAACUGAAACUUAAAGUAUGUAGCAGUAUGCUUGAAGCUGCAUAGUAAUGUUAAAACAUAAAUAAUGUCAGUAUUUAAUCAGUGUUUCCGUGUAAUCAUGAGGUUAGAGGCAUCCAGACCUUAAAAUUUUGUAUGCAUGUAAUCUUGGCAGAAAGUCACUCUAUUACCAAAAUUUGACUAACUUCUAUGUUCCCCUGUUUGUUCAUUGUGGGUGCUAAUGCCAGUCAUGACUUUCUGUCUUGUCUGCUCGCUGUGGAACAACCUCAAUAGGAAUGAUUUUUUAUUGUCAACUGCAGAUUUGUUUUAACACUAUGUUCCUAAUGCCUGAGGAUUGAAGGUGGUGGGUAUUUGAUUAAAACUUGCUAAUUUAAACAAUUAGAGAUGUUGACAGUAGUUAAGUCACAAGGUUAUGGGUAACAGUAUAUACAUUUUUAUUAUUAUUUCUCAUAAUUUGUGUUCAAUACAGUUAUGUGUGUCUUUACAAAUUUAUUGUGUAUGUAAUGUAUUGCCUGUGUGGCAUUAUGUUCAUGAAACUACAUUUGAUUGCCUCUGCAUAUAUUGUAGCAAACAGUGUUAUUCAAAGGCUUUUUUCAUUAACAUGAUAUUCAUCUACAUAUGACUCAUAUUGUUUGAAUAUUUAAAGCUUUUGACUCCCAUUAUUUUGUAUAUCAUUCAUUCAUCAUCAGAGCCCUCAUAUUGUCAUACUGAAUGCAUGUUUGUUAAACUUUCAUAACCACAGCUACUUCAGUUCUCUGAAGCUGGUGUUUUUAGGUAUGUGUAUAAAUAAUAGUUUUUAUUAUGCAUUAACACUUUUAAACCCAGUGGAAACUGUAUGCACAAUGUCUUUUAACAAUCAGGAACACUGCAUUCUCCCCACAGAAUGUAUUUAUGGGUUUCAUAUGACUCGCAGAAUAAACAAAUAUUACUUCCUUAAACAACAUUAACAAACUGAUCUUUGUACUGGUGAUGCAAUGUGUAUAAAUCAUUUGUAUGAGCUUCAGCUUCAGAGGUUGUAGAUAGUUUAUGAAACAGACAAAAUGGAAUAGGAUGAACACAUUGUAAUCAUAUAUGAGCAAAACACUUGUGUCACAAGGAAAUGUUAAUUAAUUGACUAUGCAGUUGCAUUUCUUACAGGUGUUUUAAAUCUAGUGAACUGAUAUCAAGUCAUAUUGGUUAUAACUGUCACACUAAAUUUAUUAGUGGUUCACUGCAUACUUCUUAAUGCUCUGAUGAUUCUAGUUAUAGUUAUAAUGGUUGAUCUGUAAACAUGCAUUCUGUAUGAGAACAUGUGCACUGAUGAUAAUUUAUAUAAAGCCAAAACAUGUAUGAAUUAACAAAAAUAAUAAUGCUAAACUGCAAAUUGGGAAAUAGUGUUGUUUAGAUAUAAUUUUUGUACCAGAAACAAAAUUUAUAAUUUUGGUUUUAAUUUUGCAACAUAUAAUGCAUAUUCUGAUAAAAUGGAACUACCUCUAAUUUUCUGGUUCCCAGCUAGAACUGCAUAUCUCACUGCAAAGUUUAAUGAGAUUUUUCCAAUAUGAGUCAAGUAUCCAU
Messenger RNA from Zootermopsis nevadensis, 6098 nucleotides. Its product is annotated as annexin B9. Gene Ontology annotation, molecular function: calcium-dependent phospholipid binding; calcium ion binding; phosphatidylserine binding. Gene Ontology annotation, cellular component: cytoplasm; vesicle membrane; plasma membrane. Gene Ontology annotation, biological process: endosome transport via multivesicular body sorting pathway. The record is from RefSeq and is a predicted model, not a curated record. Lineage: Eukaryota; Metazoa; Arthropoda; Insecta; Blattodea; Termopsidae.